Messenger RNA from Polistes canadensis, 2682 nucleotides. RefSeq names its product thioredoxin-related transmembrane protein 1. The record is from RefSeq and is a predicted model, not a curated record. The transcript has 5 exons. Lineage: Eukaryota; Metazoa; Arthropoda; Insecta; Hymenoptera; Vespidae. Bases 48 to 920 code for a protein of 290 amino acids.
CAGUGGCGCGCAGAAAAGUGGGUGCCGGUGAAUAUUAGUAAAGUAAGAUGUCGUACGUUGGGAUGGGACGUGUUUUUAACAUCGCAUGUUUUUAUCUCCUAUUAUUAGGAGUUGUAAGUGCUAAUAAUCAACGACUGGCUAAAGAAUCUUUGGUAGAAAAGCUCGAUGAAGAAAAUUGGGAUCGUAUGCUUCGGGGAGAAUGGAUGGUCGAAUUUUAUGCUCCAUGGUGUCCAGCCUGUAAAGCUCUGGAGCCAGUAUGGGAGCAUUUAGCUAGUUGGAAAGAAAAACUUCAUAUAAAUGUUGGCAAAGUAGAUGUAACUGAUUCACCAGGACUUAGUGGACGCUUUAUGGUUACAGCUUUGCCUACUAUUUAUCAUGUAGUAGAUGGCGUCUUCAGACAGUACAAAAGUCCAAGAGAUAAAGAAGCUCUUAUUCAAUUUGUAUCUGAUAGAACUUGGGAAAAGAUUGAUCCUAUACCCAGUUGGAAAAGUCCAACUUCUAUUCACAUGUCUGUCCUUAGUCAAUUCUUUAGAUUGUCACAAGUAUUAAGGGGCAUUCAUAACAAUCUCAUGGAAGAUUUUGGAUUACCGACAUGGGGAAGUUAUUUGAUCUUUGCAGUGGCAACUAUUAUUCUGGGUGCACUAUUGGGCCUUAUCAUUGUAUGUCUCAUCGACUUAAUUUAUCCACCUAAACCUAUGCAACUUCAAGGAAAGAAAAAACAACAGGAUGGAAGUAGUGCAGCUUUGCAAGAGAAAAGUUCGGGAGAUGACGAGAUCGUCGAAAAUGUAAAAGAUGAUUUGAUUGAUGAAGAAGGUUCAGAAUCUGAGGAGGUUACUGAAACGAACAGUAAAGAAAAGGAUUCCAAAGCAGAUACCAGCAGUCCGAAUGUUCGCAAGCGUAAGCCACGUAAAGCUGAUUAGAGGUAUUAAUUUGUUAAAUGUAAAUAAUUCAUGGUCUCAGAAAAAAUUGCGCAGAUGAUGAUAUUUACGCAUUUGUUGUUGCAAUCCACAAUUACAAAUCGACUCAAUGUAAUGUUGCUAUUUUGCACUUGACAUUACACUCGUUAAAGGAAAAAAAAAAAAAAAAAUUUAAUAAGUAUUACAAACAAGUAUGGCAAAUUUCAAAGAAGUAAAUUGACGAUUAUUAUAGAUGUCAUUUGUAUAAAAGAAAAUAAUCGUAAAGCAUUUUCUUAAUUAAAAGCUUUCUACUUGUAUUAAAUUCCUAAUAAUUUUUCUAAUUUAUUUUAAUAUGUUAUUUGAUAUGAACAAAUAUUAAUAUGAAAAAAUAUAUUUUCGUUUGAUAUUUUAAUACUCGGUGCAAUAAUUAUUAUAUGAAUAUUCUAAUAUUCAAUACUAUAUUAUUAAUUUUAUGAGAAUAUUACACUUGUUUCGAGAAUCUUUAAAAAUAAUUACAAAGAACUGACUUACCAGCUAUAUCAUAUGAUUAUUAGUUUUAUAUCUUUUUUCGUUUUGUCAUUUUCUUUUAUUAGAUUAUGUUAUCUACUAACGUUAUUCUAAUUUUAUUUAAAGUUAAAUGUUUGGUAAAUUACAUCAGUAUUUUUUUCAUCAAUGAACUUUAUUUUUACGCAAAUAAAAAAACUUUCAAUGUUUGAGGGAUCUUAAUAGUAUCUAGCGCGAUGCAUAAUGACUUAAAUUUGUUGUUGUUUUUUAAUUGUAAUCAGUCUUACAAGUUUUACCAUUUAAAAAGUUUUCAUUUUACUCUUACGAUUCAUGAUAACGCGCAAGUAUAUUAUUCGAUAACAAAUCGAAAUAUAUAAUUUUAAAUAAUUAAUAAUAAUUUGCUCAAAAAUCGUAUAUCUAUGUGAAACAACAACAAAUUCAUAGUUUUUACGCAUUUAUAUAUAAACAUUAAGUUAAAGACUCGUAUAGAAACUAAGAUAGCAGGAUUACCGCAAUAUAUUAAGAACCAAUCGUAACAAUUAUAUAAGUCUUUUACUUUUAAAUAUUUAUGUAAAAAAAUAUUUAAUAUAAUAACAAGAGUGUAGCAAAUCAUAAACAAAGAACUAUAUUACUCAGGACAUGGUUGAAAUAUACGUUUAUAAAUAAUCGACACGUUUGUAACAUUUACGAAAUUCUCAUCUUCUUCUUUUCUUUUCAAUUAUUAUUAUUAACGGUCUCUAUGAGAAUAUUGGUCUUUAUAAUAUGGCAAUCUAUCUAACAAAGAAAUAUUUGUUAUUUAACAUAUAACCAUUAAUAUUUAUCUCGUUCAUGCGUAUAUUCUGUGAAAUAAGAAGAUGCGAAUGCGAUUUAGUAGUAACAUUAAAAAGAUGUAGUAAUCAUCUCGUAUCGCUUUCUAGUUAUCUGUAAAUAUCUACGAUUACACGUAAAUGUAUACAUGAGCGUAUAAUUUGCGAUAAUUCUGUCGUGUAUUACCGUUUCUUCAACUACGACGACGACAACAACAACAACGCAUUGACAUUUUUUUCUACGUUUGUUAAACAUUUAAAUUAGUGCGCUCGACAAAAAAAAAAAGAAAUCAGUUUUCUAUCGACAUUCCAUGCGACAAAAACCAUGACGGUACAUAUACACAUAUAAUGCUUUUAACCAAAAUGCUCGUGUCUUCGUCAUCGAGAUAAUAAGAUAAAAAUACGUUACAAUGGGGAAUAAGGACUAACUAUGUAACGUUGACUUCCUAAUAAACGCAUUUAAGAGAGUAACAAAA